This is a messenger RNA of Triticum aestivum (bread wheat), 480 nucleotides long. RefSeq names its product lysine--tRNA ligase. Gene Ontology annotation, cellular component: cytosol. Bases 73 to 411 code for a protein of 112 amino acids. The record is from RefSeq and is a predicted model, not a curated record. Gene Ontology annotation, molecular function: ATP binding; tRNA binding; lysine-tRNA ligase activity. Gene Ontology annotation, biological process: lysyl-tRNA aminoacylation. NCBI's taxonomy places the organism in Eukaryota, Viridiplantae, Streptophyta, Magnoliopsida, Poales, Poaceae. The transcript has a single exon.
GACAAGCUUGUCGGGCACUUCUUGGAGGAGACAUGCGUGAACCCGACGUUCAUCAUCAACCAUCCGGAGAUCAUGAGCCCGCUGGCCAAGUCCCACAGGGACGAGGCCCGGCCUGGACUGACCGAAAGGUUUGAGCUGUUCAUCAACAAGCAUGAGGUGUGCAAUGCCUACACGGAGCUGAACGACCCCGUCGUGCAGAGGCAGCGGUUUGAGGAGCAGCUGAGGAAUCGUCAGGACGGUGACGAUGAAGCAAUGUCCAUGGACGAAACGUUCUGCACUGCCCUUGAGUAUGGCCUGCCGCCGACCGGAGGCUGGGGUCUGGGGAUUGAUCGCCUCACCAUGUUGUUGACGGAUUCCCAAAACAUAAAGGAGGUCCUCCUGUUCCCGGCCAUGAAGCCUCAAGACAGCUAGCUGUUUGAAAACAUGAAAUUCUUUUCCUAUGAAAGAAACAAAAUGGAAUUUAAGUUAUGGACAGUAAUU